UGUGACUUGACGCCGGUGUCCCAGCCAGAGUAACGGGCAGCCGUCUCCUCCGGUCCAUCAAUUGUCUCGGUUUGUUGACGUUUGCAGGAGUACAGCAGUAGCUAGUAACCAGAAACAGGGGUCUGUCUGUGGUUUCAGGCGAGUCGUGUGAAGCUAGCGAGCUAGCUAGCUUAAAUGGGUUUUCGAGUUAAAAGAUGAUCGCCUCACUUUCUAGAGGAAGUUUGCUGGAUGAGGUUCUUCAUGGAGGCUUUAAUGAGCAGCAGCUGGCUGCAUAUGUUUCCUGGGUGAACUCUCAGCUGAAGAGGAAACCAGGCCUGAAGCCAAUCACAGACCUCAGACAUGAUCUGCAGGAUGGGGUGGUGCUCACACAACUAAUAGAGAUAGUUGCCGGGGAAGUGUUAGAGGGAGUGUGUGGUGCGCCACAAAACAAAGAAGAAAGCCGGAGGAAUGUGGAGCAAGUCUUACAGUUCAUUUCCUCCAGACACAUACGCAUGACACACAUAUCUGCAAGAGACAUUGUCGAUGGUAAUCUGAAGGCUGUAAUGAGGAUAAUUCUGGCACUGGCUGCCCACUUCAAACCCUCAGCCAGUAACAGGGCUGCCUCUGGAAGUGGGAGGGGUUUGACAAGAGGCUCCGUCAGCCACAAUCCUCUCUCCACAGUUGCACUAGCACAAGGUGCCGCUGACACACUGGCAUCAGCACGACUUGAUGCCUCACAGCCUGCACGUGCCCCACAUCUCCACAGUGGCUGGGGGCUGGAUGUGGAAAAGAGUGUGUGUGUUCGUGCGCUGGUUGAGCAGUAUGAAAGAGGAUCUCCGGAUGAGCAGGGCAAUCCUCAGCCUAGCAGCCUCAGCUCCACCAGUCCGCUGUCAUCUCCAAGACCGCCACCCAGCAGCCUCUCAGACCAACAACAGGAGAUCAGCGCUGAGUCAUGUCGUGUUGUAGUGGAGACGGCGUGGGAGGAUUCUCUCAGUGAAACUUUGGAGACGGAGGUGCAGGAGACACGUAAAAUGGUGUCUGCCUUACAGGCCCUGCUACUGCAUGGUUCGCUGCCUGAGGAUGAGCAGGAUUUGUCUUUGAGUUUGGACCAAGGCAGCGCUGAACAGCAACUGGUAGUUAUUCGCAGUCGUUUGGAUCAGAGUAUGGAGGAGGCUCAGGAGCUUAAGAGGGAACUGUUGCGCUGUAAGCAGGAGAUGAGAAACCUGCAGGCAGUCAAGGACGCCCAGCAGCAGAGGCUAUGCACUCAGGAGGCAUCAAUACUGCAGAUGAAGCAAGAGCUCCUCAGAGCCAGCAUGACGAAGGACGAAGUCAACAACCAGAAUGCUGAGCUACAGUGGAAGCUGGAGGAAUCUAACAGGAUGUGGGGCGAAUGCAAGAAGGAGAUCGGACAGAAGGACAGACUAGUGCAGCAACUCAAACACAAGCUCGAAGAAAGCCAAAAAAAGCAGAGUGAAUUGCAAAGAGAAUUGGAGCAUAAAAACAACAUGCAGAUCCCCGCCAGCACAGAAAACAAUGGAUAUUCUUACUCUGGAAAUCCAGCUCCCUCUAUGUCCGGCCAGGCAGAAGAGGUACAGCUGCUCAGAGAUGCACUUAGGAGUUUGAGGAACAACUUCAGAGACCAUGACCCGCAGCACCAUACGCUGGACACCCUGGAGCAGGGCAUAGCAUCGCUCAUAGACAGGCUGCAUGCUCUGCAUACACACAAGGGAAGGGGAAAAUCUCCAAUACGCAAAGGUCAACACACAGACUCUGACUCCUGGCCUAGCACAAAGGUUAUUCAGUCGCACAGUGGUUCUUCUGCCUCCACUAAAAUCCUUUACUUUACUGGAAAAUCCCCAACACCUUCCAUGAUUAAUAUACCGAAGAGGUUGGGUGAGGUGACUCUCAAGGAUGUCAAGGCAGCUGUGGAUAGAGAGGGAAAUUACAGGUACCACUUCAAGGCCCUGGACCCUGAGUUUGGCACCGUGAAAGAAGAGGUGUUCCUGGAUGGAGCAAUCAUUCCAGGCUGGGAAGGAAAAAUAGUGGCCUGGGUAGAAGAGGACCGUGGUGAGGAAAGGCCAUUGUAGGUUCAAGCUGAGGGGACAUGACACUUUUUUUGGCUCCUGGUCACUCUGAUCCCAGAGGCGCAUCAAGACAACUGUUCAGAACAGAGGCACAUGUGGACACUUUGUGAGAUUCAAACUAUUAGUGAAAUACUGUAAGACUUGUCAGCAGGAGAUUUGGGUUGAUCAGCUGGUAUUAAAUCACCUACUCGCUCUGGAAACAGUGGAUGUGACGUCUAGAGUGCCUUACAAAGGAAAGCUGUUUCCAUCACAUGGUUUAUAUUGUCAUGCUGAAACUGUAGGAUCAAAACUUGACUCAAAAGUAGACAGAAACAUUGUUUUGAGUGAACUGUUUCUAAAACCACAGUAGUGUUGUUGUUUCACUUGUAGUUGAGGUCAGCGGUGUGUAUAGAAGUACUGGAAAAAUGCAUUUUUUGUCAGUGUUCAGUAUCACAUUUCAUUCCUUGUGCAGCGAUGUUGUCUUUAAAACAAAUACCACCAGAUUACAUGUUAGAAAUGUGCAUUGCCUUUUGUUCUUUAGCACAGGUCUUAAUUCAUUUGUGAAUGUAAAGUACAUAUACAGUGUUAUCUACCAUAGCAAGUAAUAGGAAAAAAAAUUUAUAAUACAAUUGUCAAACAAAAGACAGAAAAAGUCAGCAAACAUUGUACAAGAUUGAUUUUGUUUUAGGUUUGUCUACAUUCUGACCUACUGCUGACAAAUAUACUGAGCAGAUACCAGUUUCCAUAGCUGUUACUAUGUUUUAUAUUAUUUACAUAUAACAGAUGUCAAUCUAUUGCAAAAAGAAAAAAGUAUCGGCUGAAUGUAUAUCAGAUCAAUCAGUUUCACUAAAGUGGACCCAAAUCAGAUGUGGGGUUAAGCGUCAGUCGGUAGCACACCAGCAUGCAUGUAGAGGUGGCACUGACUCUUUGACGUUCAUGUGGAAAUGCAGAUGAAGAGCACUGUUGUUUUGUUUGCUUUUAUGAAAUUGUUUUGUAUAUUUGUGUAAACGAUGUUCACUGUAUUUUUGAAUUUCUGUGUCUUAUUCUGUGUCUUAUUUCUCUGCUCCUGUUAAAAAAGAUGAUGUGGAUGUAAAUUUGACGUCAGAGAUUUAUAGACUCUUUUUGUCCUGGAACAAUGGACCAUCCCACUAUUUAUGGUGUGUGUGUGUGUGUGUGUGUGUGUGUGUGUGUGUGUGUGUGUGUGUGUGUGUGUCAUCAGGAUGGACGUUGUAAAUGCCAGAAGAACAACAGUUAGGGUUGGUCUACUUGAUGCAGUAAAACGCUCUUCAGACUCCUGAGGUCUGCACUGUUCUGGCGAUCACACACGUUUUGCUUCACUCUGCUUCUAUAUUCCCAUUUGGGAUCAAUGUGUUUGCCUUCACUAACAAGCCAACAGUCAUGAGUCUACUUUUAACUUUAACUGCGGCCCAUUUGAAUGCCAUAACUGCCUGUACUGUAUAAUGUACAAUUUGCUGGUGAGAUGGUUAUUUAGAAUUUGUUUUGUUUACUGAAAGCUCUACAAAAUAUGGAUACUGUCUGUUUAAGAAAAUAAAAAUGUCUGUUGACUUUGUUGAAUGUCAGAAAGACAUAUUUUGAAAUAAAAUUUU
This is a messenger RNA of Micropterus salmoides (largemouth bass), 3649 nucleotides long. Its product is annotated as dixin-A-like. Gene Ontology annotation, biological process: canonical Wnt signaling pathway. The transcript has 21 exons. Bases 195 to 2066 code for a protein of 623 amino acids. Lineage: Eukaryota; Metazoa; Chordata; Actinopteri; Centrarchiformes; Centrarchidae. Gene Ontology annotation, molecular function: protein binding. The record is from RefSeq and is a predicted model, not a curated record. Gene Ontology annotation, cellular component: cytosol.